UAUUCCACAGUUAAUAUAUUUUGCAACUUUCCUUAUGACUUGCUUCUAUUGAACACUGUUAAACAAUGAAGAAGUGUAUACUGGUUUGUAUAUCAGCGCUUGCUAUCCUGACAGGAUUUGCAGAGAGUGGCAAUUCAUUUGAAACAAUCAAGCUUCAAGGCAUAGGAUUUAACGGAUUCAAACAUACAGCUGCGUUUACGAGAAUAUUAGGCGUAGGAGAUCUGUUCUGGCUAUUCUGGCCGAGCCUUGCCGAUGACUCCACCACUCGGCCUUUGAUAGUAUGGCUAGAUGGCGUGACAGGCGUACCGCCAAGUCUACGGGCUAAUUUCGAAAUGUUCGGACCGUUUGGAACAAAUUUGAGAAGACAAGAUUCAUGGGUUAAUUACUUCAAUUUGUUGUUAAUCGAUGCUCCAGUCGGCACAGGAUAUAGCAAAGCGGAAGAUGAGAAUAACAUAUCCACAAAUUUUGAGGAUCAUGUUGAUGAUUUAGUUAGUGUUCUAAAAUCGUACUAUGAGAUACAUAAGGAGUAUACAAACACACCAGUUUAUGUUUUCGGACAAGGACACGGAGCACAAUUUGCGGUUGCAUUAGCAGCUCGUCUCGCUGAGAAAAGCCAGUUUAGUAAUGUUAUAAAAGGUGUUGGUAUUGGCAAUGGAAUAAUAUCUCCAGCGCUAGCGUUGACUAAAAUAGGUUUCUAUCUUGAAGAGUUCGGAAAAAUCGAUGGUGAUGGACGAAGAGUGGUCGAAAAUUAUUCCAAUAAAAUAAAUAGACUUACUAAUAAUGGGCUGUACGGAGAAGCGUUCGACUUAUUUUUAUCAAUAAAGAAAGUCAUUAAUGUAAAUGCUGGUGCGGCUGGGAUAAACCUUGAUGAUAUUGCUGAAAAAUUGACUCGUGAUAAAUUACAAGAAUACUUCAACAGACGUCUUAGUGCAGAACAGUACAGGCUUAUGGAAGAAACUGUUCCACCACUUCUGGGUCUGUCUGGCAAUGUGGUAUACGAUGAACAACGAGAGGCUGUCUUAAAAGCAUUUAGGAGUUCUUUUAUGAAACCAGCAGUUGAAAAAGUGGAGUACUUACUUCAAAACACAAACAUAUCAGUGACUAUUUACAAUGGAAAUUUGGAUGCGAUAUCUAAUACACCAGGUCAAUUAUUAUGGGUUGACAAUCUGCGUUGGUCUGGUCAAAACGAUUUCUUGAAUGAUGCAAGGAAGCCAUUUGUAAGAAGCCGUGGUCUUCAGGGUUAUUUCAGAAAGACGUCACGGUUGCAUUUUUACUGGAUGAACUCCGUAGGCCAAUCGGUUCCACUUGAUGGUUACUAUGGUAUGACGAGAAUUCUUCAAAUAAUUACAAACACUGUCUGAU
Molecule: messenger RNA, 1362 nt
Organism: Papilio machaon (common yellow swallowtail)
Lineage: Eukaryota; Metazoa; Arthropoda; Insecta; Lepidoptera; Papilionidae
Product: retinoid-inducible serine carboxypeptidase-like
Exons: 9
Coding region: 66-1361 (431 amino acids)
Biological process (GO): proteolysis
Molecular function (GO): serine-type carboxypeptidase activity
Source: RefSeq, a predicted model, not a curated record